CAGUUUUGCUACAAAGGAGGAAUUAUCAGAAAAUACCAAAAGUAUGAAUGAAGUUAAUACCAAAGUCAAAGAAGCAAUUGCUGAGACCAAUAAGAGUAUGGAAAUUGUAGAGAAGGAUAUUAUUAGAACUCUUAAUAACUCAAUCUCAACUAUCUCUUCUAAAAUCAUGAAAGAAGUUCAAUUUAAAUUGAAUAACAAAGAAGCAGUUACUAUGGAAGAGCUUGAAGAGAAACUGAAACAUAAAGUUGGUAAUGCGGAAUUUAUGCAUGAACUUGAUUUAAAAUCUAAUAAAAAUGACACCAAUACUGCUAUGAACUCUAUUGAAAUAUUGCAUAAGCAGAAUAAAAAUAUUUGCGGAAUUGUAAUGGAAGCUCUAAAGCAAGCUGCAGAUUACUUUAUAAAUACUGAUGAAAGCGAAAAGACACUUUACGAAAAGAGGGCUCAGCUUCAUAAACAUGCUUUAAGAGUAUCAAAAUGGGUGGAUAUGUUCAGUCCAAAUGAUAUCAGCAUUCUCCAGAAGGAAUAUAAAGAUCUCAACUCAAUUUUUACUCAUAGAAGCAAUAAAAAUCAUUCUAAACGAAAGUGUAAAAGAAGACUGAAUCUCAGUGAGAAUUUUGAGAGUCAUGGAAAUAAACUUUCACCUGAUAAUCUGAUGACAAAGUCUUGAAAAAAUGGGAUACUCAAUCAGAGUACAGAGAGUAAACAGAAAAUAUUAAAUACAGAAAGAGAUGAAGUUGAGGACCUUCUUAGCGCACUUCCAUCUGUAAAGAAUAUCAAUAAAUCCUUAAUAAUGCAGAAUAUUAUUGCUCCUAAGACUAAAAGAAAGGUUGCUAAUUCAAUUCAAAUAAACAAGAAACAAUUGUUUAAAAUCCAAAAGAGAAAUCAGAUAUUCAGAAAUCAUAAAAGAAGUAUAUGACUACAAGAAGAUUUAGACAACCAGAGUCUUAUUAAAACAAAUCAGGCACCCUAAAUCCCAUGAAUUAUUUCAAUAAUUGUUACCAAAAUCUUCUUAAUAAAAUCUAAAACACUCAACCCCAUUUUACCAGCAUUCAACUUCCAUAAACUCAAAUUCUUAAUAUC
Moneuplotes crassus is the source of this 1080-nucleotide messenger RNA. The record is from the annotation of a GenBank genome assembly. Lineage: Eukaryota; Ciliophora; Spirotrichea; Euplotida; Euplotidae.